CUGGACGAGCGUAACCCAAGCGCCAGUGCGUCUCGAGAUUUCGCGCCGAAAGCAACUAUAAAAGGAGCACGAUUUCUAUCAACUGCUACUCAGGCAACCUUCCCUUCGAUAUCUCAAACUUUUUUCACCGUAAAGUGUCGAGUAAACUUGACUUUUGGUAUAAAACCAUUCACCGAAUAUUUCUCGCGACGUUUUCACGCGGCAACGAAUUCGCAUUUAUAACAACAAUAUACAUACAUUAAGCACAUUAAAUUGAACACAUUCACCAUGGCUGUGCUACUGAAGGCUCUGCUCGUCUGUUCGAUGGUCUGUUUCGCUAUGGCUGCGGAGAAUCCCCAAGUUAAUCAAGAACAACAGGCUCGAUCCAGGGUUUCCGACGAUCAACUCGAGAUCGCUUUAAAUGACAAACGUUACCUCAUGCGGCAACUGAAAUGCGCCCUUGGCGAAGCACCGUGCGAUCCGGUGGGACGACGAUUGAAAAGUCUGGCACCGCUCGUCCUCCGAGGUGCAUGCCCGCAAUGCAGCCCCGAAGAAACUAGGCAGAUUCAAAAAGUUCUCUCACAUAUUCAAAGAAACUUCCCGAGGGAGUGGUCCAAAGUCGUCCGACAGUACGCCGGUGUUUAACAGAACCCAAUAUAAAGUUUAUCGGUAAAAAACUAAACAAAGUUCACAUAUACAUAUACUAUAAUAUACCUACGUAUAUUUUGUACACAUUUAAGAAACGUAGAUAUACAAAACCGGUGCUGUUCAACUGAACCUGGUACUAUAAAUACAAUUAUAAUGUCGGAUAAAAGCGAAUCGUGACGACUCUAUUUUUUUUUUUUUUUUUGUGUUCUAAUUUCAUUUUGUUUUCAUUUUUAAAACGACUCUAAUCGUUGUUGUUAAUAUUAUUAUUGCAUUAAUAUUAUUGCCAUUAUCAUCACUAUUAUUAAUAUUAUUUCUCAUCCAUACUCUCAUUAUAUUCAUCGUACUGUCACCUCAAUACACCAUGUCUGUUAAUAAAAAUUCUUCGACACAUCA
This is a messenger RNA of Neodiprion fabricii, 1020 nucleotides long. RefSeq names its product ejaculatory bulb-specific protein 3-like. Lineage: Eukaryota; Metazoa; Arthropoda; Insecta; Hymenoptera; Diprionidae. Bases 268 to 624 code for a protein of 118 amino acids. The transcript has 3 exons. The record is from RefSeq and is a predicted model, not a curated record.